This is a messenger RNA of Camelina sativa (false flax), 415 nucleotides long. The record is from RefSeq and is a predicted model, not a curated record. Lineage: Eukaryota; Viridiplantae; Streptophyta; Magnoliopsida; Brassicales; Brassicaceae.
UUUUUGUUGACUAGUAGCAAAUUCUCUCUCUUCGACUUCUUGAUCGGAAACCUAAAAGUCACUUCUUUAGCUACGCCGUUUGCAGUUUGAUCGCCGACUCGAGUAAGCAAAGAAAAGAAGAUGAGUGGAAUUGGAGAGAAAGCUUCUGGAACAACUAAGACACCUGCUGAUUUCUUGAAGUCGAUCCGUGGUAGACCAGUUGUUGUCAAGCUCAACUCUGGUGUUGAUUACCGAGGCAUUCUUACUUGUCUUGAUGGGUAUAUGAACAUAGCUAUGGAGCAAACAGAAGAGUACGUAAAUGGCCAGCUAAAGAACAAAUAUGGCGAUGCUUUUAUCCGUGGAAACAACGUUCUUUACAUCAGCACAACGCAAGGGAAUUUGGCAGAUGGAGCCUAGCUCUCUCUUUCAUCACCAU